CAUUAUCCUAAUUUCAACCCUCAUUCUUAACCCAACCUCGAUAUAAUCUGCGAGCUUCCGUCGUUCAUUGACGGCUUGGCCUAUCUCUCUAUUUACUCUUGGCUUCUGCAACUGCGAUCCUGCGACCUGUUUCUCACAAAAGCGACCUUGCUAAAUAGCUUCCCGCGGCCACGAUAUGGCCUCCCCACUCACCCAUGACCCUCGGCCUAGCUUCCAACCUAAGAUCGUUUCCCUGUACGAAAACCUCUUUAAGGAUGAGGACGAUGAACAGGAAAAGUCAGAGGGGUUCUGGACAGAGUUCUUCCUACUAAAGUGUCACCCACCCAGUUUAACAGCCAUACUCGACCCUAUAUCCCCGGAUGACUUGUUACACAUGCAGCCCCAAACAAGGCAAUUAUUCUCACAUGCCGUCAAUUGCGUCAAGUCCGGCGGCAGCCCCUCAGAUGAGAUUGCUCUAGAUACAUUGAAUGUGUUCUUACGAGCGGUCUUGGCUAAGCGAUACACCAACCUCAGCUCAGACAUCAUUUCUAUCCUGACAGGAUUGAAUAAAGUGGACUGGGUGUUUACGGACUUUGUUACGUCGCUGGACACCCAUAUCAAGAAUGGCCGGACUGUCGAGCUACGGAGGAAAGCCAUCCAAGUGGCAUUGUGCAUAGCCUGGGGAGCCUUUCAGACUGGCUUGCUUUCUUAUUUUACACAUAGAGACCUAUUCCCUGCGCUUAUGAAGUACACUAACGACCCCGAGACUGCCGGUCUUGCAUACGAGCCAUUCCUAUUGCUUGCCACACUUGCAAACUAUAAUAAAUUUGAAUUCCAGAAUCCGUACCAGAUGAGGUUGGAUGAUUUUGUCAACGAACCCACUAUCAAGAGGAUCGUUCAGGAGAUAGGAUUCUCCUCAGUUCGGUGUCGGGCCGAUUACAUAGCUAUUCAGGACGACCUACCUGAGGGAUGGUCUCUGAAUAAUGUCCUCUCCUAUGUUGGGCUCACCAUGCUAUCUGGGGCUGGCCCCAGGAGUCGCCCGACCUCACCCGCACCAACCCCUACCGCAGAUCCGAAGUUGUCCUUCAAUGAUUUACCAGGACCAAACGCUGCAAUCCUAUUGGCAACAUAUGACUUUGUCAACGCUAACAAGCUAUUCUGCCACAACUUCGUGAACUACCAAGACUCUGACCCGAAAGUCGAGUCCCCCAUAUGUUCUUACAUAUCACUAACAUCUUACCUCCUGCAUCACGCCCAUCGCUCCUCCCGAUCAUCCUUAUAUGCCCGGUUAAACCUUCUAGUUCUGCGCAUCCUCCUGGAAGACCAGUCUCUCUGCAAACGCUUAACAAGCGACGAGACAAAGUCGUUCGUAAGACUAUGCAGGCAGAAACCCCCGCACUUACCUGUCGUUCGCUUGAAGCGGCCGCUUCUAACAGCUGUCAUUGACGCAGUCGUUGACGGCAUCAACCAUAACUUGAGAAAACGUCUGGACGUGGAAUUAUACAGCACAAGUAUCGGCAUACUCUCCCGAUCAAUAUCUUUUUUGAUCCGCAAUAGGACCCGGCUUGCCUACCACUGGACAGAUCUCUGGCGCUCCAUUAUCUCCCUAAUCCGCUUCCUAACAAGUUACUCUUCCGAUCUCAAAGACCUUCCCGAGCUCCCACCCUUCCUAGAUGACCUUGUAAACCUAAUCGCCCUGGCGCUCUCUGCCGGUGACGCAUUCCUUCCCAAUGCAGCCGAAUACGACGACUUAUUCUACAAGCUCGUGGAAGCUGGCGACACGCUCGCUAAAUUCCGUGAUUCCUAUGACCUAACCCCCCGCCCCCAAAACUCCAUCUCAACACUCAUCACCGUGUCAGAGCACUACUACGCCCUCAUAUCGGAGAACCAGAGUAGGACCAAAUCGAAGAACCUAUCACCGCAACAAGUCGGAGAAGUCAUAAAGAGCGGGUACGAAACGCUAUCCAUCACGAGUAAAGACGGACUCGACGCAUGGGAGAGGUAUAGAGAAGCGGAUGAGAGGGCCUUUCUGAAGAGGGCCGCUAGAGUAGCGGUCGGAGAUGUUAGAACUGUCAUGAGGGAAUAAGAAUAAAUAAUCAGUUAACUAUCACAAUGGCGGGGAGUGGCAGGAGUUUUUUUGUUUUUGGUAUGAUAGGACACUUUUUGUCUUUUCGAUGGUUAUUUUAUAUUAUGGGGGGUGAGAGAGUGUUUUUGUUUGGUUGCUUGGUGGGUUGGCGGAUAGAUUAUGAGCACAGUACGAGUACCGUACAUACAGGGAAUGGGAGCACUGGUAGCUGUGUGUAUGUAUUUCUUGUGAAUAUCUUUUUAAGGAGAA
Molecule: messenger RNA, 2314 nt
Organism: Tuber melanosporum (Perigord truffle)
Lineage: Eukaryota; Fungi; Ascomycota; Pezizomycetes; Pezizales; Tuberaceae
Exons: 12
Coding region: 176-2065 (629 amino acids)
Biological process (GO): regulation of Golgi organization
Cellular component (GO): cytosol
Source: RefSeq, a predicted model, not a curated record